GCCGCUUCUCACAUGCCUACUUACCUCGCUUCACCUUUUCACUCUCCUUUGCAGAAAGCCCUACUCCUGGUAUUCUCUUCAACAAAAGAAAGGCCUCGGCAGUGCUGCGUCUGUACGAGAGACAAAUCUAACCUUUGUAUUCGUCGACGACAACAAUGGAUAUGCAGAACGACAUGGAUCGCAUCCUCUUCUUCGAACACGCUCGCAAGGCCGCCGAAGCCUCCUACACCAAAAACCCCCUAGAUGCCGAGAAUCUGACGAGGUGGGGAGGUGCGUUGCUCGAGUUAUCGCAGUUCCAGAAUAAUAUUAACGAAUCAAAGGAUAUGAUUCAAGAUGCUAUGUCAAAGCUGGAGGAGGCCUUGAUGAUUAAUCCCAAAAAACAUGAUGCUUUAUGGUGCUUGGGGAAUGCAAAUACUUCCAUUGCAUUUCUGACCCCUGAUCACGACGAGGCUACGAGUUAUUUUGAUAAGGCAUCCAAGUACUUGCAGCAAGCUGUUGAUGAGGAUCCAGAGAAUGAGCUAUACUGCAAUUCUUUAAAAGUGUCUUCUAAGGCACCUGAUUUGCACGUGGAGAUUCAUAAGCAGGGAUUUGCACAGCAAGCUAUGGGUGGUGCAAAGCCUGCAAAUAAAAAGAAUAAUGAUCUCAAGUAUGACAUCUUUGGAUGGAUAAUCCUUGCUGUUGGCAUUGUUGCAUGGGUAGGGUUCGCAAAAUCUCAAGUUCCACCCCCAACUCCUAGAUAAGUCAAGCUUUUAGGUAUUUGUGGGAAUACAUCAGAGUUGAAAAUGUUAUUUAUUUUUCUUUACCAGGAUGUGAAUUUAUUGCAGAUCAGCCUCUAGUAGAUUCAAUUCCUUUUAUUUUUUGUUUAUUUCCCCCAUAGUAUUGAGUACUUGUAUUUGAGGCCCCUAAUCUAGUGAAGGGGCCUGGCUGGCAAACUACGAAACUGUAGCUGGUGUUCCUGUGGUGCAUUGUUUAUUUUUUUUGAGAACAGUGGUGCAUUAUUUAUGGUGCACAGCUUUAGAUAUUAAUAUUCACUUUAAAGGGUGAUAUAGUUUGUAGAAACGUACAAUAAAUUCACAAAUGUGUGACUGCCACAUUUGGCUG
This is a messenger RNA of Camellia sinensis, 1101 nucleotides long. RefSeq names its product mitochondrial import receptor subunit TOM20. The record is from RefSeq and is a predicted model, not a curated record. NCBI's taxonomy places the organism in Eukaryota, Viridiplantae, Streptophyta, Magnoliopsida, Ericales, Theaceae. Gene Ontology annotation, molecular function: protein binding. Gene Ontology annotation, cellular component: mitochondrial outer membrane translocase complex. Gene Ontology annotation, biological process: protein insertion into mitochondrial outer membrane.